Messenger RNA from Indicator indicator, 795 nucleotides. It is a transcript of the gene TAGAP, whose product is annotated as T cell activation RhoGTPase activating protein. The transcript is spliced from 7 exons. Lineage: Eukaryota; Metazoa; Chordata; Aves; Piciformes; Indicatoridae. Gene Ontology annotation, molecular function: GTPase activator activity. The coding region runs from base 1 to 795 and encodes 264 amino acids. Gene Ontology annotation, biological process: regulation of Rho protein signal transduction; signal transduction. The record is from RefSeq and is a predicted model, not a curated record.
AUGAAAGUGUUAAGCAGCUGUAAUACUUCAAAGACACUAAAUGCUGGGAACAUGGAGAGUCUGAUUGAGUGCCAGUCAGAGGCUGAUACCAAGAAAUGCCCCCUGUUGGUCCCAGCAGAUACUGAAGAUGGACUUUGCCACUCAACUGAUGGAACAAAGAAAAGAAAGAAGGUGAUAUCGCAGUCAUUUACUCUCAGACGAAGCUCCACCAAUGGGAAUUCCCCAGGGCAGCUUGACUCAGGUGCCAAAAUCACUCUGUUUGGCCAGCCUCUGUCAAUUAUCUGUGGGGAUGAUGACACACUGCCCCAACCAGUCCAGGAUCUCCUAGCUAUAUUGUAUAUGAAAGGACCUUCCACUGAAGGCAUAUUCAGAAAAGCUGCCAAUGAGAAAGCACGAAAGGAGUUGAAGGAGGAUCUAAACAGAGGCGAGAAUAUUGAUUUGAAAAGCAAAUCUGUGCACCUGCUGGCAGUGGUGUUGAAGGACUUCCUCCGAAAUAUUCCCUCCAAACUCCUGUCGGCUGACCUCUAUGAGAAGUGGAUGCAAGCUCUGGAGAAGCCAAGCAAGCAGGAAAAAAUUGAAGAAUUGAAAGUGGUGGCUGACAAACUCCCUAGACCAAACCUCAUCUUGCUCAAGCACAUGCUCUCUCUGCUUCACCACAUCAGCCAAAAUGCUGAGAGCAACAGGAUGGACUCCAGCAAUCUGGCCAUCUGCAUUGGCCCAAAUAUGCUGAGCCCAGAGAUGGACAACACUCUCCCACUGGAAGUGCAGAAAGAGAUGAAUGACAAGGUGUGUUGA